Camellia sinensis is the source of this 516-nucleotide messenger RNA. The record is from RefSeq and is a predicted model, not a curated record. NCBI's taxonomy places the organism in Eukaryota, Viridiplantae, Streptophyta, Magnoliopsida, Ericales, Theaceae.
AUGGAAUCUUGUGAACGUGAACGUAUGAAACCAAUGGAAAGGACAAUGAAUAUAGAUGAAUCUGAAUCCUCUGACGCUAGAAUUAGCCGGUUAGGAAGAAUGGUUGAAGCCCUAACCAAGAAUCUGAAACAACAGCAACAAGGGCAUAAAGAGUCAGCUAAUUAUGAUAUGAUAACACUGACACAGAAAUACAAUAAGAUAAAACCACCGGAAUUUCAGAGGGAAAGAGCGAAACAGAAGAAAAAGAAGGUUGAAAUGACUAGUAAUUUGAUAACUUCUGCGAAUGAAAAAUCUAGGGCAAUAACUGUGAACAAGGAGAGUCGGGGAAGCAAUAUGAACAAUGGCAUACCUAUUUGUAAAGAAUGUGGGAAACAACAUUGGGGCAUUUGUCGCCGCCUAUCAGGGGCUUGUUUUAGAUGUGGUCAGAGAGGGCACUUGGUUAAAUCUUGCCCGCGAACUCAUCCGAACAACACUAGGCCUAAUGCUAGUACGACUGGUUCUGUUCCUACACCCUAG